Molecule: messenger RNA, 1641 nt
Organism: Brassica oleracea var. oleracea
Lineage: Eukaryota; Viridiplantae; Streptophyta; Magnoliopsida; Brassicales; Brassicaceae
Product: pentatricopeptide repeat-containing protein At4g14170
Exons: 2
Coding region: 49-1473 (474 amino acids)
Biological process (GO): RNA modification
Molecular function (GO): protein binding; RNA binding
Source: RefSeq, a predicted model, not a curated record
UUUCAAGAAAGAAUAACAGUGAUUAUCGACAGUGGACUUCGUGAUUCGAUGCGCUUAGCGUUUGCCUCUUCCUGCUAUUGCCGCCCAGCGAAGAAUCUGCUCUUCACAGCUCGAGCUUUAUCAGGAACCACACAGAAUCCUAAUAGUCUCUUCUCUCUUCUACAUCAAUCCCCAAACGUUAACCAUCUCCGCCAUCUCCACGCUCAUCUUCUCCGCACCUCCAACUACUCCAACGUAGUCCUCAGCUCCAAGCUCGUCCUCGCUUACUCCAAGCUAAACCAUCUCUUCCCUACCUCGCUCGCUGUCUUCUGGCACAUGCCACAUCGCAACAUCUUCUCAUGGAAUAUAAUCAUCGGCGAGUUCUCCAGAUCAGGCUUUCCCUCGAAAUCAAUCGAUUUGUUUCUUCGUAUGUGGGGUGAGUCCAGCGUCAGACCCGAUGAUUUCACGCUUCCUCUCGUCCUCCGAGCUUGCUCUGCCUCUCGGGAAGCGAGGCUCGGGGGUUUGGUUCAUGUGCUGAGCUUGAAAUUAGGAUUGGGCGUGAGUUUGUUUGUUAGUUCGGCUUUAGUGAUAAUGUAUGUUGAUAUUGGUGAAAUUUUAUAUGCGCGUAAGUUGUUCGAUGAAAUGCUUGUGAGAGACUCUGUUCUUUACACGGCUAUGUUUGGCGGUUAUGUUCAGGAAGGAGAAGCUGUCCUGGGUUUGGCUCUGUUCAGAGAAAUGAUGUGUUAUGGGUUUUCGCUAGACUCGGUGGUAAUGGUGAGUUUAGUUACGGCUUGUGGACAGCUUGGGACGUUGAAACACGGGAAGAGCGUACAUGGGUGGUGUAUCAGGAGAUGCCCUUGCUUGGGUUUGAAUCUCGGCAAUGCUGUAGUCGAUAUGUAUGUGAAGUGCUCAAAGCUAGUUUAUGCGCAUAGAGUUUUCGUUGAGAUGCCGAGCCGAGACGUGAUCUCUUGGAGCUCUCUUGUUUUGGGUUAUGGGUUGGACGGGGACGUUGUCAUGUUGGUUAAACUGUUUGACGAGAUGCUCGAGGAAGGAAUCGAGCCCAAUGCUGUUACUUUUCUUGGUGUCUUAUCAGCAUGUGCUCACGGUGGUCUUGUGGACAAGUCUUGGCUGUAUUUCAGACAGAUGCAGGAGUAUAAGAUAGUUCCCGAGUUGAAACACUAUGCUAGUAUGGCGGAUUGUAUGGCUAGAGCAGGUCUUUUGGAGGAAGCAGAGAAGUUUGUGGAAGAAAUGCCCGUGGAAGCUGAUGAGGCUGUUAUGGGUGCGGUGUUGAGUGGGUGCAAGGUGUAUGGGAAUGUACAAGUAGGGGAAAGAGUGGCAAAGAAGCUGAUCCAACUUAAGCCAGGGAAAGCUGGGUACUAUGUGACGUUGGCUGGUCUAUAUACAGCUGCAGGUCGGUUUGACGAAGCUGAGAGCCUGAGGCAGUGGAUGAAGGAUAAGCAGAUUUCUAAGGUUCCCGGAUGUAGCUCAAUAUAAAGAUGGAUACAGAUUGGUAUGAUCCAACCGUCAAGUUGGUGAAACUAUAACUAGACUUUUGAUGAGGAGGAACUGAAAUCAAGGAGAAAAAUAUUGACAAGUUCAUUAAAAAAACUUCUCACAAAAAUAAAGCAAGGUGAACAGUGGCAGAGCUAGGAUAAUUUUUUA